Molecule: messenger RNA, 1503 nt
Organism: Suillus fuscotomentosus
Lineage: Eukaryota; Fungi; Basidiomycota; Agaricomycetes; Boletales; Suillaceae
Product: aldehyde dehydrogenase domain-containing protein
Exons: 12
Coding region: 1-1503 (500 amino acids)
Molecular function (GO): aldehyde dehydrogenase (NAD+) activity
Source: RefSeq, a predicted model, not a curated record
AUGCCGUCCACAUUCACCAAGACUUUCGACACCCCUGCAUACAAGGGGACUGUUACGAUCCCUCUGGGCCUCUACAUAAAUGGAGAGUUCGUCGACCCUGUUGAGGGCGGCACAAUCGAUGUUGUCAAUCCUGCAACGGGCAAGGUGGUCACGUCUAUCGCAGCUGGGACAAAAGCCGAUAUAGACAUUGCUGCGAAGGCAGCAAAGGAAGCUUACAAGACUUCAUGGGGCCUGAAAGUUCCUGGAACUCAGCGCGGAAAGCUCAUGUCGAAGCUCGCCGUUUUGAUGGAGGAACAUAUUGCGGAGUUCGCUGCUCUUGAUGCCCUUGCUAAUGGGAAGGCUUACAAUACCGCCUACGGUAAAGACAAUAAAGGGGCGAUUGCCGUCAUGGAAUACUAUGCUGGCUGGGCUGACAAGAUCAGCGGGAAGACUAUCGAGACCAAUGAGAAAAAACUCGCUUAUACCAGACAUGAACCCAUCGGUGUUGUGGGUCAAAUUAUUCCAUGGAAUGUUCCGAUGUUCUCUCUUUCUCUCAAGGUCGCUCCUGCACUAGCUACCGGCAACACGAUCGUCCUGAAGCCUUCUGAGAUUACCCCGCUUUCUGCUCUUCUCUUCUGUACCCUGAUCGAGCAGGCAGGUUUCCCUCCUGGUGUCAUCAACAUCGUGAACGGAUAUGGUUCAACAGCAGGGCAGGCAAUCUCUGAGCACCCUCUUAUCGAGAAAGUUGCAUUCACUGGCAGCACUCUGACGGGACGGAAAAUUAUGGAGGCUGCUGCAAAGAGCAACCUGAAGUCUGUCACCCUUGAGCUUGGCGGAAAGAGCCCCAAUGUCAUCUUCGAUGACGCCGACCUGGAGCAGGCAGUCAAGUGGGCUAUUCACGGUAUCUACUAUAACCACGGUCAGAAUUGUUCUGCAGGUUCUCGUAUCUUUGUUCAAGAGGGCAUAUACGACAAGUUCUUGGACCAGUUCACAGAGCAAGCACGCGCGAUCAAGGUUGGCGAUCCUUUUUCACCUGACACGUACCAAGGGCCACAAGUGUCCAAGACUCAAUUUGAGCGCAUCAUGGGAUACAUAACCUCCGGCCAGAACGAUGGUGCUACAGUACACCUUGGCGGCAAGCAAGUUGGUCAAGAGGGAUACUUCAUCGAGCCAACAAUUUUCACGGAGUGCCAGCCCAACAUGAAAAUCGUCAGAGAGGAGAUAUUUGGUCCCGUCGCGUGCGUCAUAAAGUUCAAGACUGAAGAUGAGGUCGUUGAACAGGCUAAUGAUACAUCAUACGGACUUGCCGCAUCGGUGUUCACCAAAGAUAUCGACAGAGCAAUCCGCGUUGCACACGCUCUUGAAGCAGGUACUGCAUGGAUAAACUGCUCCAACCAAGCUGAAAUAUCGAUGCCAUUUGGAGGCUUCAAGCAGUCUGGAAUUGGUCGUGACCUGAGCGAGUAUGCUUUGGAAAACUAUACGAACGUUAAAGCCGUUCAUGUCAACAUUGGAUUGCGAUUGUGA